Messenger RNA from Suillus bovinus, 438 nucleotides. RefSeq lists its product as uncharacterized. The annotation marks the transcript as partial. Lineage: Eukaryota; Fungi; Basidiomycota; Agaricomycetes; Boletales; Suillaceae. The transcript is spliced from 3 exons. The record is from RefSeq and is a predicted model, not a curated record.
ACUGCUCGCCUUAUCGAAUGGUGCAAAGUCAAUCAGGAGGCUCAGCUCAAGAUAUUUUCAGAUUCUGCAAAGGAUGCAAAGGAGGAAGGAUGCACACACCAACAGAUGACCACGCAGAAGAACAUAUACUUGCAGGAGCUUGCAACAACAAUCUUUCAGAACGAUGAAGAUCCGAAGGUCAGGGAUGCAGACUGGCCACUAACUAGCUAUUUUAAAUUACGGAAAAAGUACAACAAGAUUAAUGUGCAACUUAGCCAGACCAGUGCUGGUCUGUCCUUUGAGGCGAUCAGCAGGAAUGAGAAGAUGAAGGGAAUUCUUGACCAACUAUUGGUAGCAUUCCCAUGGUGGGUCAACCUCCAUGGGUGGUGGAGAACCAACCCUACGUAUAACACUUCAUUCUCAACGGCCGAUCCAGGCCAGGACUUUGCAGUGGAGGCU